UUAUGCACUUAAAAAAAAAAAAAAAAACCCCCCCAAAACUAACACUCCCACGCUCACUACUCGCUUAAACCAAUCCUUAUCAACCUUAUAAUUUUUUAAGAAAUGGAUGUCUUCUCUCGCUAUUCUGACCCACUAUCUUUUGCCAAUCAUUCUUGGUCACCUGACUUGCCAGAUUCUUCUUCCUUAUCUGAUAGUUGCAGCGCUCCUCGUGCAAACCUUUCUGAUGAAGAAGUCUUGUUAGCUUCCAGCUAUCCCAAGAAGCGGGCAGGCCGAAAGAAGUUCCGGGAGACUCGUCAUCCUGUUUACCGUGGGGUCCGCCGGAGGAACUCCGGGAAGUGGGUUUGUGAAGUUAGAGAACCCAACAAGAAAUCAAGAAUAUGGUUGGGAACUUUCCCCACGGCGGAAAUGGCUGCUCGAGCCCACGACGUGGCGGCGCUGGCUCUAAGAGGACGGUCUGCGUGCUUGAAUUUUGCGGACUCGUCGUGGCGGCUUCCUGUACCUGCGUCCGCUGAUGCAAAGGACAUUCAGAAGGCGGCAGCAGAGGCGGCGAUGGCGUUCCAGCCGGGGGGAACAGAAGGGUUUUCUGGGGAAAUAAAACGGGAAAAUAAAAAGACGACAGAGAAAGCGGAGGCAACUUCGAUGGAGGAUGUGUUUUAUAUGGACGAAGAGGCUGUUUUUGGAAUGCCGGGACUGCUGGCAUAUAUGGCAGAAGGAAUGCUAUUGCCUCCACCUCAAUGCGUUGAAGAGAGUGGAGAGGACAAAGAAACGGAUGCAGCAGAUGUGUCAUUAUGGAGUUUUUCUAUAUAAUUUAUUAAGAAAAUAAAUUUUAUGUUUUUACUAGGCAAAUAGAACUAAAAUGUUCGAUGCCCUGCACCCUCAGGCUUGCCUUGGUGUUCGGUGCAUCUCCAGCCUAGGAUAAGAUUCUAGGCUGAAGUAUUUAUACUACUUGUAGAUCCUAAAAAGUACUCCCUCCGUACUUAAAUAUUUUUUUACUAGUACGGUAAGAAGAUUGAAAGGUUGAAUUGGGGGCGUGUGUGCGAGACUGAAAUUGAUGUUAUAUGGGAAGUUUAGUGCUUAGUAUUUAGUGAUGUGCGCGUCAUAUUGCCAUAAAUACAUCCCCAGUGGCAGUUGUUGUACUUUGCGGGCAAUUAUGAUCCAUGUAUUGAUGUGGAUUUUUUCAGUGUGUAACUUUGGAUAAUCUAAUGUGUAUGCUUUAUAAAUAUUUAUGCAACUUAUUUUCUUAGUUCGGUA
This is a messenger RNA of Hevea brasiliensis (rubber tree), 1251 nucleotides long. Its product is annotated as dehydration-responsive element-binding protein 1A. NCBI's taxonomy places the organism in Eukaryota, Viridiplantae, Streptophyta, Magnoliopsida, Malpighiales, Euphorbiaceae. The coding region runs from base 103 to 807 and encodes 234 amino acids. The transcript has a single exon. Gene Ontology annotation, molecular function: DNA-binding transcription factor activity; DNA binding. The record is from RefSeq and is a predicted model, not a curated record. Gene Ontology annotation, biological process: regulation of DNA-templated transcription.